Molecule: messenger RNA, 3858 nt
Organism: Paramecium tetraurelia
Lineage: Eukaryota; Ciliophora; Oligohymenophorea; Peniculida; Parameciidae
Exons: 7
Biological process (GO): mitochondrial respiratory chain complex III assembly
Cellular component (GO): mitochondrial inner membrane
Source: RefSeq, a predicted model, not a curated record
AUGUUAGCAGUGCUACAAGUUGGAUUGCUUGGUUUUGUGAGUAUUCCGACUUUUUAGGAUUCCCUCUUAGAAUUCCACAUAAACAGACAUCUGAAUGGGCUAUAAAUAGAAAUGAACAUCAUAUAACAAGAAAUAUACAUCCAAUAUUAAGCCUAUUUUAAUCAAAUAUUUGGUGUGAGUGCCCAUCUAAGGCAUUAUUGCUUUGGUGAAUUUUAAAACUAUUCAUCCUGGAAUUUGAAUACUAAAUAAAUACCCCCUUAUUCAUUUACAUCUGGCCAAUAAACAGAGGAGUACUACACCGUGGCCUGGAGUCAUUCUAAUUAUGCCUAAUUGGAAUCCUUGCACAAAACAGACCCUAUGUUAAGUUUUUUCAUUAAUAAGAUUACCUAAUCGCUUAUACUAUCAGAUAUCAUCAUAAACAACACAAGAUCAUCGUCUCAAGACCAAUAUCUCACUUCCUAAGAGAGUGAAAAUGAAUCAAAAUUGAAUCCCCUCACCUAUACUUCUUUGAUGGUUCAUUGCACAGACUCUCUGGUUGUGAGAAUGCCAUAAUUCACCAAAAAAUAAUAAAAUUUGUUGAAGCAUUUUAAUACUGCUGAUUGGCUACCAACUCAGAGAUUUAAGUUAGACUCCACUUUAAACUUUUCAAUGUCUUAUGCAGAUAAGGAUGAAUUCUCAGAAAACUCGUAAUUGACGAUAACGCAAACCAUUUCGUAAGAUAGCUUGAAGUAAUGCUUCUUGACUGCAAAGAUUUCAAAUUCAUAUCUCGAAGAGUUGACAAUAAGACAUCAGCAAUAGCAUAGCAAUUAGAUGGAGGUUGAACAUUAGUUGUUUACUGCCAUAAUUAAUGAUUAAUUCACCACCUUAGCCCCGUAAGAUUUGAGCAAUAUGGCUAUUUCCGAAUCUAUUGUUAAAUACAUAGUAAAAACUAAAGAUUUCAGCUAAUCUUCUUAUAAUUCCUUGAUUGAAAACAUGGCACCUCUGAUAUUGGAUAAAUCUAAAGAAUUAGUCAAGGAUGCAACUCUAAAUUAAACGUCCUUGACAUAUUCGUUUGGUUCUAAUAAGUUUUAUUUGCUAUUUUUUAAGAUUAAUAUCUAAUCCACAAAGAAAGUGUCUGUUAUUACAGCUCCUGAAAAUGGGAGAAGAUAUGUGUAUAUAGAACCAAAUGAAAACAAUUUCACGUUGCCUUCCUUUAUCUUGGUUCAUUACUUUGAGGAACAAACCCUAAUUCAAGAACUCUAUUAAGGCACUUCACUAAAUAAUGUUAGGAUGUUGGAGAUUAUCGUUUUGAUUGUCAUCAUUGCACUAUCAGUUGUCAUAUUUCUAUUUGUUUGGUUCACAGCUGCUCGAAUUGGUUAAUCAUUUGAGUAGCCAAUCAAUGUUUUAACUGAAUUUAUGAAUGGUAUUGACAUCUAAAACAUGGAUCAGGAGGAAGUAUUGAUUAAUUAUUAGGAUUAUUUCAAUUCCUUUGAGAUUAAAUCCCUAUUUCAAACCAUGAACAUUUUUGUUACAACCAUCAAAUAUUCCAAUCAGAAGUAUUCUAAUUUUAAACAUUCUGAUGCCUUGGCUUUGAUGGAAUUAAGUAGAGCAAAGGACUUUUACAAGAAAGAGAUAGGAAACAUGAGUGCAGUUGGAAUAUGUGCCAAUAAUAUUGGGAUCUUGCAUAUGAAGGGAGGCAGAGUAUUUGAAGCCAUAAAUGAAAUGGAAGAAGCCAUCUAUAUAGCAAAAUUAGAGUUGAUAGAAAUCAAGGAACUUAAAAAAUGGUGUUUAAGUAUGCAGGCAGCAUUGUAAGAACCAAAUCUGUAUCAAAAUUUCAAAUUAAGAUUGAAAGGAUUGGCCUAAAGAUUUAAGGAAUAAAUGAAAAUCAAUUGGAUAAGCGUGCAAGUAAAGAAGGGGGAUAGCAAAAACAAAAGGGUAAACAGUUAAUUAAAAUAAAACUCACAAUCUCUUGUCAAUAAACCAAAAGGAUAGCAUAUUAGAAAUUAAUCUACAACUCUAUUAUUAUAAAAAACCAAUCUACCUCACGUUGCAUUAUUCAACACUGGCACACAAAAUAAAAUCACCUAAAUUCAAACCAAUUCUAUCCAAACUCCAAUCUACAAGAAGAGAAUUUCAUUUGCAGAAAGUAGAUAACUUAUGUUACCAAUUAAUUCAGUAGAAUUUGAGAAUUCACCACAUCUAUCUGCCUAACUAUCUCCAAAUGUAUCUAUAAACAGAGCCAGGAAUCAAGGCAGUCACUCAUAUAAUUAAAGUAGUAUUAUAAGUUAGAGAUUGGACUUGAAGGAGAGCAUUAUACAAUAAGAUGAAAGAUACAAGGAUGAGGAGUAUAGACAAGAUCAAGAAGAAAGGGUAAGAGGAGAUUCUAGAUUCUCUACAGGAGGAAUGACAGAAUUGUAAAUGAUAGAAGAAAAGAUUACAGAGUUGAUGAAGAAGAAAAAAUUAGCCAAAGCAAAAUUGUUAAAUAGACAGUUUCAACUUGCAUAAUUCAUGUUCACAAUUUGUAUGCAGAAUGAAAUUUUCAUACCAGAAACUCUCAAAUUAUUUAAUGAAUUUGAAGCCAUAGCAGAAAAGGAAUAAUAAUUCACUUAAAGCAAUGUUGUUAGAUUGUUAAAUCUUCAUGUUAAAAAGGCCUUGUGUUAUAUCUAAAUUGGAGACUUGAGUAAUUUCAAAAUAUCUCAAAAGAAGGCCUUAGAUUACUACAGCAAACUAAAUGAGGACUUUGCUUUAGAAUAAAAUCAAGCAGAAUAGGAUUACAACUUUGUUGACAUGUUCAAAAAUGUACCCAAAGAAGUCUUGCUCUCUAAGAUCACACAACUAUAAGCCAUAUACGAAUUAAUUGAAGGGAACUUCAAAACUGGUGCUGAGAUUUUAACUUAAAUCAUUGAAAUGGGGGAAUACUAUGAUCCUGAAGUACGUGAUUUCUGUUUAACAGCUCUAGAGAAAAUUGUAAAUCUGUUUAAUAUUUCUCCUCUGCCCAUCCAAUAAUUCAGAAACCAAAUUUCAAUCAAUAUCUACGAGGUCGUAUUCAUGAUUGAUUAUUCAAAAGAAAUGAAGAUAGAGCAGAUUAAUUUGUCUCAUAGUAUUUGUAACAAAAUUUUCCAUAUACUGCAACCUCAAGAUUUGAUUGGAAUGUAUGGGUUCAAUAAUUCUCUUCAUGAAGCUUUCCCUUUGUAACCUAAAGGGACUUAUAAAGAUUUAUUGACUAAACAAUUGUUCAUGGCUAUCACCGCUCCAGGAGGAAAAUCAAAGAUAUCGGAAGCGCUAAAAUAUGCUGUUAGGAAUUUCUUUGAACAUAAGAUUACCAUCACUGAUAGUGACUAUGAGAAGAAGAAAAGCAAACAUUUUAGUGAAAAGCAAAAAAAGCAAUUACCAACAGUUGCAGAGGAGGAUGAAAGGUAAAGUUUAAUUGAAGAAAACAUAGAUGACAAGAUCAAAAAUGAAAAUUUUAAUGAGGAUUGUUAAUAUGAUUUAAAUAGUGAGUCAGACUCUGAACCCGAGGACGAUGAUUUAAAAUUUAUUAGAAACGAAAUCGAUCAUUGCAAUAUCACAGAUAAAGAAUAACCAAUAUAAACAAAUGAUUUUAGAACUAGGUAUAAAUAUAUUUGUAUUUUCACUGAAAUAAAUGUUAAAAUGACCGAGAAAUAGUUUUUAAAGUUGAAAUAAGUACUUGAAAAGAAUAAAGUUGAUCUUAUGGUAUUUAAUAUUGCUAAUCAAAAUGCUAAUAUGUUGGAAUUGAAGAAACUUUCUAAUAUUACUCCAAGAAGUAUCUUUGUUAAUGCUACUGCGAAUUUGGAAUAGUUGUUUGGCAAAUCAAGAUAACAUCAGUUAUAAAAGAAAAUGUACUUAGAAUUUUUUUGA